Molecule: messenger RNA, 945 nt
Organism: Cervus elaphus (red deer)
Lineage: Eukaryota; Metazoa; Chordata; Mammalia; Artiodactyla; Cervidae
Product: olfactory receptor 52B4-like
Exons: 1
Coding region: 1-945 (314 amino acids)
Biological process (GO): G protein-coupled receptor signaling pathway
Cellular component (GO): membrane
Molecular function (GO): G protein-coupled receptor activity; olfactory receptor activity
Source: RefSeq, a predicted model, not a curated record
AUGGCUGCCUUAAACUACACUGGUGUCAGUCACACAGUCUUCCACUUGCUGGGCAUCCCUGGCCUAGAGGACCAGCACGUGUGGAUCUCCAUCCCCUUCUUUGUUUCCUAUGUCACUGCCCUGCUUGGGAACAGCCUGCUCAUCUUCAUUAUUGUCACAAAGCGCAGCCUUCAUGAACCCAUGUACCUCUUCCUCUGCAUUCUGGCUGGAGCAGACAUUGUCCUCUCCACGUGCAUAGUCCCUCAGGCCUUGGCUAUCGUCUGGUUCCAUGCUGGGGAAAUCUCUCUUGAUCGUUGCAUUACUCAGGUAUUCUUCCUCUCUUCCACUUUCAUCUAUGAGUCAGGGAUCUUGUUGGUGAUGGCAUUUGACCGCUAUAUUGCCAUUUGCUGUCCCCUGAGGUACACCACUGUUCUUACACGUACACUGAUUGGGAAAAUUGGUGUCACCUUAAUUCUCAGAAGCUGUUGUACAAUUUUCCCCGUGAUAUUUCUCCUGAAAAGACUGACUUUCUGCAAAAGUAACAUCCUCCCAAACACUGCUUGUAAGCACAUUGUCUUGGCCCGUCUUUCCUGUGAUGACAUACGAGUAAACAUCUGGUAUGGGUUUUUGGUGUUGAUGUCAACUUUGGUCAUAGAUGUUGUGUUAGUUUUUAUUUCUUAUGUGCUGAUUCUCCAUGCUAUCUUCUACAUCCCUUCCCAAGAUGCUCAUCACAAAGCUCUCAACACAUGUGGCUCCCAUGUCUGUGUCAUCAUCCUCUUCUAUGUACCUGGCAUCUUCUCAGUCCUUGCUCAGCGAUUUGGACAUCACAUCUCACCCCAUAUCCAUGUCCUGCUGGCGAAUGUCUAUAUUCUGGCUCCACCUAUGCUGAACCCCAUCGUUUAUGGGAUCAAGACCAAACAAAUCAGGGACCAGGUGAUUCAUGUGUUCUUUACAAAGCAGAAAUGA